AUGCAAGCUAUUCUUGCGCUAGGGGACCCCAAGCAAGCGAUGAUGGAUUUUGAUGAGCGGGUUUCUUGUGGCUCUAAUCUUUAUUUGCCUAGCUGCACCUAUUAUGUCUCGGGUCCGGAUUUCUCCAGUCUGCCUUCUUUUCUACCCCAAACGCCGGCUUCUCGCCCCAUGACAUACUCCUACUCGUCCAAUAUCCCCCAGGUUCAACCUGUGCGAGAAGUUACCUUCAGAGACUAUGCCAUCGAUCCUUCCAAUAAGUGGCAUCACAGGGGGAAUCUCCCACACUGCUACUCCGCAGAGGAGCUGAUGCACAGAGAAUGUCUGCCUGCCAGUACCAUGGGCGAGAUGUUAAUGAAAAAUAGCGCCAGCGUUUACCACCCCAGCUCCAACGCGUCCUCCAGCUUCUACAACCCGGUGGGGAGGAACGGGGUCCUGCCGCAAGGAUUUGACCAGUUUUUCGAGACUGCCUACGGUUCCAGUGAGAAUCAGCAGUCGGAGUAUUGCGGGGAGAAGAGCCCAGAUAAAGCGCCGUCUGCGGCAACUUCAAGUUCGGAGACUUCGAGGGUGUCUGUGGAGAAGGAGACGAGCCCGGGGAGUAGCAGCCCGGAGUCUUCUUCCGGCAACAAUGAGGAAAAAGGCAGCAACUCCAGUGGCCAGCGUACACGCAAAAAGCGGUGCCCCUACACCAAGUACCAGAUCCGGGAGCUGGAGAGAGAAUUUUUUUUCAGUGUCUACAUCAACAAAGAGAAGCGGCUGCAACUUUCCCGGAUGCUCAACUUAACCGACCGGCAAGUUAAAAUUUGGUUUCAGAACAGGAGGAUGAAGGAGAAGAAGUUAAACAGGGACCGCCUUCAGUAUUACACCACGAAUCCAUUGCUCUGA
Hemiscyllium ocellatum (epaulette shark) is the source of this 882-nucleotide messenger RNA. RefSeq names its product homeobox A11b (gene hoxa11b). Gene Ontology annotation, biological process: regulation of transcription by RNA polymerase II; anatomical structure development. Lineage: Eukaryota; Metazoa; Chordata; Chondrichthyes; Orectolobiformes; Hemiscylliidae. Gene Ontology annotation, cellular component: nucleus. The transcript is spliced from 2 exons. The coding region runs from base 1 to 882 and encodes 293 amino acids. The record is from RefSeq and is a predicted model, not a curated record. Gene Ontology annotation, molecular function: DNA-binding transcription factor activity, RNA polymerase II-specific; RNA polymerase II cis-regulatory region sequence-specific DNA binding.